GGUCAGUUAUGUUAUGGAAUGUAUUGUAAUGUAAUUUUAUUUUAAAAUUCAGUUUUUGUAGAUUUAGUUUUUAUUUUUUUGUACACUGUUGAUUAAUUAAUACAUUUGUUUUAUAUAAUAAAACAUUUUUUACUACAACAAAAUGAAGAUGGCAAAAUCAAAUAUAUAUUUUUCGUUGGUUAUAUUUUCAACAAUAUUCAUACAAGGUGAGUAUUAUGGGGAGUGGCCCUGAGGACUGUGAUAUUUUUUGUUGUAAUAUUUAAUUGAUUCUUUAAAGAGAAUAUGCAUCAGCAUUAUUUUAUUCAUUUUUAUUGUAUAGCUCAAUCAUAUUUACUAUGCUACCAAUGUGUUUCAACACAUCCUGGGUGUGGUUCACCAUUUAAGUGGUUGUGGUAUAAAACAGUAUCUUGUCCCGAAGAAGAUGACAUAUGUGUAAAAGUUAUAGAGAAAAUUGGAGGUAAGUAUUUAUUUUUUGACAAUAAAAAUUAUUUUUGUUUUGUUUGUAUAAGGUGCCAUCUUUUGGUUUCGAAAAAAAUAACUAUAUUUUAUGAUGUUUGAUGCAGACACCUUAAACAUUUAUAAUAUACCAUUUUAACCUUUAUUUUUCGGUACAUUUUAAUAUAUAUAUAUAUAUAUAUAUAUAUAUAAAUAUAAAUAUAUAUAUUAGGUGUCCACUCCUUAUUAUUAAAAUAUAAGUAUAUUAAACAUGUUCUUAUAAAGAAUUUAGUUUUAUUAAUAAUAUAAACAUUAUGUGUUAAGUUAAUAUACAGAGUUUUAUAUUAUAGGUUUAAGUUAUGAUUUUAAAUACCUGAAAAACUGACAAUAUAUGUAAAUUUUUGAUAACUAUUAUUUAAUAAGUAAUAAUAUUUAACAAAUCUUGUAAAUAUUCAUCAGUAUGUAGAGAAGAUUAAGUGAUUGUACUCCGAAUAAUCAAUGUACAUAACCUGCCAUAAUGUGGCAGUCUACUAUCUUUUAUGAUUUGAUACCAUUAAAAAAAUUAUUGCUUCUGCCGUAUUAACGUAAUAUGACAUUUUUCAUAUUUUUGAUAUAGAAGUAUUAUCUGUCAAUGUGUUAACAUUUUGUUAUGUAGCAUAUUAUAUUUAUUAUUUACUUAACAUUAAAGGAAGAAGUACGCAGUGUUCUACUAUUAUACACUCAUAAAAUAUUUAAAUUGUUUUAUACUAUCCCACAAACAAUUCCCGCAUAAAAAAAAAUUCAGGACUUUUUUAAAUAGCCACUGUAUUUGAUAGCUAUUUAUUAAAGUUUUCCAAUUUUUGAAAAUAGAAUUAUCUUGAUGUUUUUAUAUAUCUUUGUAAAAUCAGUUCAUAGGAAUGUUAUAUAUACAUGUUUUGUUUUCGGCUAUAAAAUCUAAUAGCACAUAGUUCUAAAAUCGGAGAAAAAUUAGUAGAGGGACGCAAGUGUAAAAGAAUUAAAAAUGUUAGUACCUGAAGAUUUAUUGUCUUAUUGACUUCACAGUUUAUAAUAGUAAAAAUAGUUAACAUUUUAUAUUAUAUUUUAAAACAUUAUUUCAAAACAUGAUUUUAAUGGUAAUAAUAAAGUUUAGUUGUUAUUAUAUAUUUUACAGGCUAAACCCAACUAAAAGAUAACUGAGUUUAUCCUAGGCAAACUAUAUUAGACUAGGAUAAACUGAUUAAGACUGUUAAUAUUAUUGUGAUUAAUGUGAUACAACACAUUGUAUUACUAUAAUAAUAACUAGUAUAGAAAUAAUAUUGUAGUAUAAGUAUUAUUGCAGAUUUGUUUGUCCGUUUGUUAGUCUAAUCAAUUUAUUGUUAUUAUAUAGAUAACAUUUUAUGAUAAAGAUAUGAUUAAAAUAUUUAUUAAAUAAUAAUUAUAAACGACAUAUCUUAAUAUAAUAUAUUAAUAUCGACUGAUAAAUAAUGAGUAAUACAAAUAUCUUGGAUACACUUUACCUAGCAUUUAAUAAUUUCUCAAUGAUUACAUUUAUAAUUUAAAUGUAUGUAUGGCUUAUUUAAUAUAUGAUUUAUAAAAUUAAUAUUUACUUUUCUACAACAUUUGUUUAAUACAUUUUAGCUGAAGAACGUAUUACUCGUGAUUGUUUGAGUUCAUUGAAAGGUUUUCGAACAGAUAUUCCAUCAGACAAAUAUGAGGGUUGUAGACCAAGUUCUGUAGACUUGAAACUAGGAAACUAUGUCAAUAAUUCUAUAUCUGAAUUGGAUAUUAAACGGUAAUAUCUGCAUGGAUAUUAAAUUAAAUAUUAGAUUUUAAUUAUUUUUAAAAUUUACAGAAACCACUACGAUUCAACUACAUGGUGCUUUUGUUAUUUUGAUCAUUGGUGUAACUCAGCUAACUUAUCUACGUCAUCCAAUUUGCUUAUUGUUUUAAUAAGUAUAUAUUUUUUUGUUAGAAAUAUUGAUCAGUGAUUCAUUUUUUAUGAACAUUAAUUUACUCUUUAAUUAUUAAAUCUGAAAACAAAGUAGGUAUGUAUAUUGAUAAUCUUCGUUCUCCACAGAAAUUUGACAAGUAUAAUAACUUUUGGUCUAUUUGAUAUUUGUAAUUUUUUGAUAAUAAUUACUUUCUGUCUAUAAUUCCUCCAUUUUAUAUUUUAUAAUUUUUUUUUAUUUUAGACAAAAAUUUAUCAACAAAAUUAUUAUUAUUAAAAUUUUUUAUAUAAUACUAAACAAUAUCAAUCAAUUCAUUAAAAAAAAUAAAAUAAUUUUGUUAACUUCAAAAAAUCAUUAGUAAAUAUUUGCAACAUCGAAAUUUUGUUUCAAAAUAUAUUUAUAAAAUAGUCGUUUUAAAUUUUGUUAAAAUAAUUUUUUAUUGUUAUCAAAAAAAAAAAUUAAAUAGAGGAAUCAUAGAUCAAGGAUUCAGUAAUUAUCACAAGGAAAAACAUUUUUAAAUAUUGAAUAAAAGAAAAGUUUUGCAUUUAUCAAAUAUUUGUGAAACACCAUAUAUAUGUCGCAUCCACAUAAUGAAAUUACUUAUUUCAUGAACUGGAUAUCCAGAUAGUGAAAUUUGUCCAGAUUGUGAAUUUUGACAAAAAUACAUUAUAUGGACAUCCAUUUCAUGAAAUGGAAAAUUAUAUAAACCAUGCAUAUAUUGUAUUGUAUAAAUGACGGAGUUACCUAUGAAGUAUUUUGAAGUAAUUAUGAAAUGAUCUAUACCUAUAUUUGUUAUAUUGUUUUAUUACAAAAUAAUUAAUAACUACACCUAUUUAUUUUAUCAUGAAAUGAGUGAUUUCACUGUGUGGAUGCGACAUAUACAUAAUUUUUAAAUUUUUAUUAUAUAUUACUAUAGAAUUAAAAUUAUUAUUUAAAAAAAAAUAUUUAACUGUUUAUUAUUAGAAAAAAAAAACAUAUUAUUGAACACACCAUAAUAUUGUUUGAUAAUUUCAAUUAUAAUACUUUUACUAAUUAAGCAUUACUAUUCAACUAUUCAACUAUUACACCAUGCCAACAUCAACUGUCUCUGUCUUACAAACGUGAGACGUAGAAAAUUUGCAUUCUUAGUACACAUUUUGUGCCGUUAGUUUAUCAUUAAAGCAAAUAAACUUAUUAUUAUACUUAAAAGUAAGAUUAUAUGUGUCCUCUCAUUAAUGUUUUUUCUAUAUUUUAAUUUUUAAUAAAGGUAAGAAAUAGGGAAGUAUUACUAUAAUUAAUAAUAUAAACAAGAUAGAGAAAAAAAUAAUCUGUAACAUUUUAGAGCUACUUAUGUUUCUUAAUUUUUUUAAAAAUAGUAGUUAUUUAUCAUUUGGCCAUUUUUACAAUAAAAAAAAACCGUAACAUAUCUUUAAAAAAAUAAAUAUUAUUAAUUAAAUUAAUUCUUAGAUAAAGUUGUGUUCUUAUUAAUUGCUUCAAUAUACAGCUAUACAGUUUUAAGCUAAAUCAUAUAGGUAAUAUUCUAAAUACUAACGAUAAGAUAAUUUUUCGACACAAGAUGUAUACGAGUGUAUUAUGUUAAACACUCUCGCUGACGUAGCUGUAACUUAUUCUUAAGAGGACGCCACAUCAAAAUCUACUGUCUCUGUCUUACAAACGCGAAACAUAGAAAAUUUCUCUUUAGUAGGACACAUUCUUGUAUCAUUAGUUUUAAUAAAAAAACAAAGAUAUAAACAUUUUUAAAUUGUGAUAUUUUAAGUACUCAUAUCUCGCUUAAAAAUUAAAUAUCUAAAAAAACAUCAAUGUCAAGGCACAUAUUAUAAUCUUAUCUUUAUGUUUGGUAAUAAGUCAAUUUGCUUUAAUAUUAAAACUAACGGCACACAAUUUGUUCUAUUAAAUGCAAAUUUGCUAUGUUGUACAUUUGUAAAAUGGAGACAGUAAAUGUUGGUGUGACAUCUUCCUAAAUUGAUGAUAUUUUAUUGCAAUUAAUAUAAAAUAUCAAAGAUAUUAAUUAGGUAGAAGUUUAAAUGUGUUUGAUAUUUCAUGUUAUAUCUUUGAUUUAGAGGCUGUCACAUUCAUAUUUAUUGUCUGUAAUUUAUUAUUUUUUCUCAUAAUUUCAAUAUGAAAUAUUUCAAAAGAUAAUUAAAUUAUUUGAGCCAUUUUGAUUAUGAUUAUUUUUUCAUUCUAUAAUUUGUUUCAGAAAAAAAACAGUUUAAUAAAAAAAUUGUUUAAAUUGUUUUUUAAUCAAUAAUUUCCUUUAAAAUACAAGUUACAAUCAGUCUGUCACUGUGUGAUGGUUUCUGAAUAUACAGUAGAAACCUCGAUCAAUUAACCUCAUAAUUAUACAAUAAAAUAUAUUAAUCUCAUUUACUAGAUACAAUAAAACAAUUUUGUAUAUUUCUUUAAUUUUAAAUUGUUGAGGCUUUACUGUAUAUUAUUGUUUAUUUUUUAGUGAGACUGUCUUAAAUUAAAAUAUAAUUAGGAUAAUUCUGUAUAUUUACUAAAGUCCGUCCAUUUUAUAUGACUUAAAUUUUGUAUUAAAUAUAAUUAGGAUAAGUCUAUAUUAACUAAUGUCUGUUCAUUUUAUAGCACUUAAAUUUUGUAUAACAAAUAAUGAUUUGUACUUAUUUUCUGAAAUAAAC
Messenger RNA from Cinara cedri, 5002 nucleotides. The record is from the annotation of a GenBank genome assembly. NCBI's taxonomy places the organism in Eukaryota, Metazoa, Arthropoda, Insecta, Hemiptera, Aphididae.